AUGUUGUCUAAUUUUGAACAUGAAAUAUUAUUGCAGCCUUCUUUGCCUACAAUUUUUCCAAGUCUAAAUGAUGAUAAUUACUACUCUCUUGAUGAUGAUUCUUAUAAUUGUCAUAAUUAUCAACAUCCACAAAUGGUUAAUAAUGAAGAAGAAAAGGCCUUGAUGGUGUCACAAAAAGAAGAGGAAAUUAAUGUGACAUUUGUUGGUGAAAAUAGCAAAGCAAAUGAAAGCAAGAAGAAGAGAAAAAGAACAAAAAUAAGAAUGAAGAGUAGUGAGGAAGUUGAGAAUCAAAGAAUGACACAUAUUGAAGUGGAGAGGAAUAGAAGAAAGCAAAUGAAUGAACAUCUUCAUGUGUUGAGGUCACUCAUGCCAAGCUCAUAUGUACAAAGGGGUGAUCAAGCUUCAAUUGUUGGUGGAGCAAUAGAAUUUGUAAGAGAAUUGGAACAACUUUUACAAUGUCUUGAAUCACAAAAAAGAAGAAAACUCUAUGGAGAUCAUCAAGAUUCAUCAUUAAUGGAAAUUCAAAAUCCAUCUAAUUUAGUAUUUGCUCCUAAUAAUAAUGAAAUUGGAAUUAUUCAAGAAGAUAUAGCUGAGAUUAAGUCAAUUUUGGCUGAUGUUGAAGUGAAGAUUAUUGGUAUUGAUAAUGCUAUGAUCAAGAUUUUAUCAAAAAGAAGGCCAGGACAACUCAUUAACACUAUUUCUGCAUUACAAGAUUUGCAACUUAACAUUAUUCAUACAAAUGUUACAACAAUUGAACAUACUGUUUUGUAUACUUUCAAUGUUAAGAUUUGUGGUGAAACAAGGUUUUCAGCUGAUAAUAUAGCAAAUUUGGUCCAGCAAAUAUUCAGUUUUUUUCAUGCAAAUAGUGCCAUAUGAAGUAAAACUAGUGGAGGCCAGCUGCCUAAUUUAUUACUAGUAUUUUGUAUACUUAUAUCAUAUAGUAAUUAAAUCUUGUUUAAUUUUGGAGUUGAAAUCUUAGUAAAUACUCCUUACAUA
This is a messenger RNA of Solanum verrucosum, 996 nucleotides long. RefSeq names its product transcription factor FAMA. The coding region runs from base 1 to 876 and encodes 291 amino acids. Gene Ontology annotation, biological process: guard cell differentiation; positive regulation of DNA-templated transcription; stomatal complex development. Gene Ontology annotation, cellular component: nucleus. The transcript has 3 exons. Gene Ontology annotation, molecular function: DNA-binding transcription factor activity; protein dimerization activity. The record is from RefSeq and is a predicted model, not a curated record. NCBI's taxonomy places the organism in Eukaryota, Viridiplantae, Streptophyta, Magnoliopsida, Solanales, Solanaceae.